This is a messenger RNA of Acaulospora morrowiae, 804 nucleotides long. The record is from the annotation of a GenBank genome assembly. NCBI's taxonomy places the organism in Eukaryota, Fungi, Glomeromycota, Glomeromycetes, Diversisporales, Acaulosporaceae.
CAUGGUUUGAGGCCAACAGUGAGCCUGCUAUUUCUAAUCAAGCAAGGAAGUACACAUGUGGAUGAGCGCUAUUAUCUAUAUAUACUUCUGAACGUGAUAUGUGGGGCACAAUCAUUUGAACACUUGUGUACUGUAAAUGGUAUAGAACAUGUAACAUUCAAGAAUGUAUAUCAAGCAAUGGGACUUCUUCAAGAUGACUUAGAACUAGAUCAGUGCCUUAAGGAAGCAUCAAUGAUACAAACUAAACAACAAUUACAGUAUCUAUUCGUUAUUAUUCUGAUCAACUGCCAUCCAACAAAACCUGAAAAUCUUUGGAAAAACCACAAAAUUGCACUUUGUAAUGACAUACUAUAUCAAGCACAGCAGCAGACACAAAAUCCAGUUCUUCAGUUAUCAAGAGACAAUAUCGAGAACCAAACAUUAUGUCUCUUAAAUGACAUUCUAAAGAAAUGGGAAAAAACUUUAAACGACUUCCCUAAUAUGCCAGUCCCCACUAUGUACAAUAAUGUAAGCAAUUCUCUGAUAGCCAAGAAGCUAAACUAUGAUCAACUAGCACUUACGAAGAAAAUAGCCCUAGCAGUUGCCUCCUCUGGAAUUGCUGCAUUACUACUUAAUAAUGGCCAAACAGUGCAUUCACGUUUUAAAAUUUCUAUUAAACUCAAUGAGGAUUCCAUAUGCAACAUAUCAGUACAAUCCAAUCUUGCUGAACUUCUCAAACAAAUGAUACUCAUUAUUUGGGACGAAGCUUCCAUGAUGUACCGAUAUGUAUUCGAAGCCAUAGACAUACUUUGCAUAACAUUAUGA